UGGGCAAGAAAAAGAAAAUAACAAGGUAAAAGUAUGGCGUUACUACAAGAUCAUGUACAAAAGCUGUUCAGAACAUCAUUCUGGAACAACAAAUAACUGAUUAUAACAUAGAAGUAACACCAGGUUCAAAUGCAGGUGAUAACUAUGGAAGUACUAUAUAUCGAAUACAAGUAAAAGGUAGAAGAAUUAAUGGAGAUACUACAUUAAGCCUUAUUUGCAAAGUGCCAAUAGCAACUUCUAAGAUAUCACAAUCACUGGUUUUAAAAGAGAGAUACACGCCUAUAAAAAUUUAUUAAAAUACUUAAAACAGUUUCAAGAAGAAAAAAUAUUCAAUUUAUAGAUGGUUUUAAUACUUCCAUAAAAUGUUAUGAUGCUGACGACACAAUUGGCAAGGAAUACAUAAUCUUGGAAGAUUUAAAACCAGAAGGCUUUACAAUGCUGGCUAAAGAUGUCUAUAUUGACAAGGUCCACGCACAGCAUGUGGUAAAAGAAUUAGCAAAAUUUCAUGCUAUCAGCUUUGCAAUGAAAGAUCAAAAACUCGAAGAAUUUAAACGGUUAUCAAAUUUACCAGAAGUUAUUUUCGAAAUUAUAGGAGAACAGCCACUUAACAAUUUGUGCAAAUUGGCUUUAGAGAGAGCAUUCAACUUGUGUACAGAAAAAUAUAAAAAUAAUAUUCAGAACCUACUAGACAAUUUGCCUGAUAUUCUGAGAGACAGUAUGAGUGGAAAAGGAUCGGAAGAUUAUUCAGUUAUCACUCAUGCAGACUGCUGGAAAAAUAAUAUGAUGUUUAAAUACGAGAAUGACUGCCCAAAAGAAGUGCGUCUGUUCGACUGGCAAAUAACACGCUUAGCUUCACCUGCCAUGGACUUAUGUUAUUUUUUCUACAUAAGUGGUAACGACGAAUUAAUUGAACAUCACUUUGAUAAUAUAAUGGAUUUAUACUACGAGCAACUCGAAAAGUCCGUCAAAUUACUAGGAAGUGACAUUAACCGCCUGUAUCCUCGAUCGAUUUUGGACACUGAUCUCAAGAAAUUUGCUAGAUUUGGAAUUAUAUUUUGCAUAUUUGGAAUGAAUGUACUUCUUGCUGAAACUCCUCCCGAAAUGAGCGAUAUGUUUAUAAAAGCAAGCGAAGAAAAUUCAAAAAAUGAAUGCCUAAGUAAUCUUAAUGCCAAAGCACAAGAAAAAUUUGCCAAUAGAGUCAAUAUUAUAAUCAAACAAGCCAAAAGUAAAGGUUUUGUUUAACAUAAUACAAAAUA
Messenger RNA from Ctenocephalides felis (cat flea), 1256 nucleotides. RefSeq lists its product as uncharacterized. The record is from RefSeq and is a predicted model, not a curated record. Bases 436 to 1242 code for a protein of 268 amino acids. The transcript is spliced from 3 exons. Lineage: Eukaryota; Metazoa; Arthropoda; Insecta; Siphonaptera; Pulicidae.